Molecule: messenger RNA, 4328 nt
Organism: Carassius carassius (crucian carp)
Lineage: Eukaryota; Metazoa; Chordata; Actinopteri; Cypriniformes; Cyprinidae
Exons: 20
Coding region: 72-4301 (1409 amino acids)
Molecular function (GO): nucleic acid binding
Source: RefSeq, a predicted model, not a curated record
UCUCACUCCAUACAGUUAUCAUCCUUUUUUUCAUUCUGCAAAGUAAAGUAGGAACUCUGGCUUUCAAGUUUAUGCUAACUAGAUCCAUUACCCACCAAGAAAUAACACAAAAAGCAAUUUUACAAACAACAGCAGAAGUCUGUAAGACUCAGGCACUUCAACAAGGAAGAGAUUUUGUCCAGCCAAGCGUACUGACAGUUGAGUCUCUGACAGAAGCUUGCUCAUCUCCUACAUCAGCUAAAGGUUUCCAACAAGCCAUUAAUACAGUUUGUGAUAGUAAUGCCGGGAUUGAUAAGCAUCACAUGUUGGAUGCAGAAUACCACUUUGAUAAUGAGAGUUUUGAGAAGGGCCAGAACCUUAUCAAAUAUGGUGUCACAGCUGUUAAAAAUGCUGCAAAUGAGAAGAACUACGAAAUGGCAAGAGAGCGGUUGGGUGAGAUUAUGCAUACUAUACAGGAUUUCUACAGUCACAGCAACUGGAUAGAACUAGGGAAUCUUUUUCCAUACUCUAACCUGACCAGACCUGAUGGGAAAAUAGAUAAUACUGCAGCUGCAUACGAGGAUACCAUCAGGCUUGAACGCUUCAUCCAGCUCUCCAUCCGCUUCGCCACUCAAUCCAUCAGCACUCCAGAACCAGCCCACGAACCCAUGCAACUGGACACUACUCGAAUGACAGUGACUGAACGGCAGAGACGGCUGACACAGAAUCUGUGUUUAUACUGUGGAUCCCCGAGGCAUAUUCUCUCCAUGUGCCCCAUACGCCCUCCUCGUCAGAUGAAUCAGAUGAAGCCACUCACCACUGUUCUUAACCUCACAACCACGGCGACACCGUCCGCCUAUCAAAUCCACUCAAUAACCGGAAGACUGCUAAGCAAGAGACAGGUUUGCCAUAGUGUCAGCCCACUUCUAUUGCAAAUCGGCAUACUACACAUGGAGAAGAUUCAUCUGCUGGUUCUGGAGGAAUCCACCACUGACGUGAUCCUUGGGCGCCCGUGGUUAGAGCAGCACCACCCAGUCAUCUCCUGGAGAUCAGGCGAAGUCCUGAAGUGGGGCAACAGCUGUUUCCAGGACUGCCUGUCCGAGUUUCCUGUCCCAUCCUCUCCGCUUCCUGAACAGCUUUCUGUCUGCGCCACAUCCAUUGAAAGCCCAAUGGAGAAAUGUAACUUCUUCUGCCCUGAGAGAGCCUCCAAGCUGCCUCCACACUGGCCAUGGGACUGCGCCAUUGAUCUGCUUCCAGGUGCGCCAGUGCCAAAAGGAAGGAUCUAUGCAGUUCCUUGGCAUCCGGAUGAACGGGGGGAUGCUGGAUGCCAUCAGGAACUGGCCAACACCCUCUACCAUCACCAACAACUCCAACGAUUCCUCGGCUUCUCCAACUUCUACCACCACUUCAUCCAAGACUACAGCUCCAUUACCAGUCCCCUUACAAGCCUCCUCCGGAAUAAGCCCAAGUCUUUGUCCUGGACCCCUGCAGCCACGGAAGCAUUCAACAACCUUAAAGAAGCCUUCACUACCGCUCCACUCCUGGUCCAUCCCGACACCAACAGGCCCUUCAUUGUGGAAGUCAAUGCCUCCACCACAGGAGUUGGAGAGGUGCUUUCACAGCAGCAGGGGAACCCCAGCAGACUCCACCCAUGUGCCUUCUUCUCCCGUAAGCUCAACCCGGCGGAGGCCAAUUAUGACAUCGGCAUCUGCGAACUCCAGGCAUUGGCUGGAGGGAGCAAGAAAUCCGUUCUGACAGACCAUAAGAACUUGGAGUCUCGUUGGUACCAUCCGCAGUGGAACGGGCAGACGGAGAGGAAGAUCCAAGAGAUCGGUCACUUCCUCCGUACCUUCUGUCAUGGCCACCAGGACUCUUGGAACCAGUUCCUGGAAUGGGCCGAGUAUACACAAAAUCCCUGCGCUAGCCAUCCACCGGACUCACACCACUGUAGAGCCAGACCUACUUGUAGAAACUGUGAUGAUAACUGUAGUGGCAACAUCCUGAAAGACAUCAUAGAUGAGAAAAAACUGACAUCAGGAUACUUUGGAUUGAAAAAGAAAUCUGGGAAAUGUAGCCAUGGAGGUUUCUUAGACUUUUCAAGUUUAUCAGAACCUAGAGGUGGAAUCAAUAAAGAUACCCACUCAUCCAGCCAUGGUGACCUUCAUGAAGAUGCUGCAAGAGUGGCUAUUGCUGCGACCAGAGAACUACUGGAGGACAUAAGAGGUUUCCUGGGAGACUCUGACUUUUUGAGAUUGAUGGGAUUCUCUCAGAGUUCAGUUCUUUGCUUUGCUAUUGAUACCACAGGCAGCAUGGGUGACGACAUUGAUGAAGUACGACGAGUCACUUUUGACAUCACAGACAGAAUGAGAGACACUGUGUCAGAGUACAUUCUGGUGCCAUUUAAUGACCCUGACUUUGGACCGCUAAUAAGAACAACAGAUCCUGAUGAGUUCAAAUUACAGAUUAAUGCCCUUCAACCCCAUGAUGGAGGAGACGCACCAGAGCUCUGCCUCUCAGGACUCCGGCUGGCUCUGACUGGCUCUCCUCCCCAGACUAAAAUAUAUGUUUUCACUGAUGCUGAUGCAAAGGACAAAGAGUUAAAAAGCACUGUGUUGGCAUUGAUUGAAAGCACAAAGUCUGUAGUGAACUUCAUGCUGACUAAUGGUUUUGCUGCUCGUCGGAGAAGAAGUGUGGAUCUGAAUCAAGGACAGAAUCAGAAUUACUCCACCAGGAUCUCCAAUCCCUUAAAUCAGGUUUAUGAGGAUUUAGCGCUGGCCUCUGGAGGGCAGGCGAUUGAAGUUACCAAAGCAACACUUCCUCACGCCACCAGAAUAAUAGUGGAUGCCUCCACAUCUUCUCUAGUAACUGUUUUCCAAGCGGUAAGGAACCCAGGAAAAGAAGAAUCCUUCUCUUUCAUUGUGGACGAUUCACUGAAAAAUAUGACCAUCUAUAUUACAGGCACUUCUCUAGUGUUCAACAUCACAAGCCCAUCAGGUGAUUCUCAGACCAAUGAAGAAUUAAAUGGAACACUAGGGUUGGUUGAGCAUGUUGGCAACUUUUACUCAGUGCGUCUGACUAUACUUGAUCAAGUAGGCCUUUGGAACAUCAACAUUGCCUCUUUACAGCCCUACACCAUCAAAGUGCUUGGCCAAAGUGACAUUGACUUCCUCUUCAACUUCGUGGAGCUAAGUGAAGGUGCUCAUUCAGGCUACAGUGUAUUGAGUGGCAGACUCCCAGAAAACCGUAAUGUUACACUGUUGCUCACCAUCAUGGGUGGGGACACUGUUACCCCAACAGAGGUGGCUCUUGUGAAAUCAUCAGAUUCCCAGACUAUUAAUGGAACUCUAGAAAAACUUGCAGAUGGGAAAUUCUUAGUCACAAUGAACAGUGUCCCAGCAGGAGAAUUUGUUGUCCGUGUGAUAGGGGAGAGGAGUUCUUCACGUGCAUCAAAUGGUCGCUUUCAGAGGCAGUCCAUCACUCAACAAAGAGCUUCAAGUCUGGUUAUUACUGCUUGGACAGAUGAGGUGUGGGAGCCUGGGAAGACCCUGAGCAUCCCUUUCACAGUGGUGAACAACAGCUCUGAUGUACUCUUAAAUAUUAAUGCCAGGAAUGACCGUGGGUUUGCCACGGUAUUUCCCAGCAGCUUGUACGUUGGAAGUGGGAAUAGUGGAAAUAGCGCAGUAAAUAUCACUGCACCCCCAAACACUCCUUCAGGCACUCAAGUGACUCUCACCAUUGAGGCAGAAACAUCAGGAAAAAGUGAUUUCAACUAUGCUGUUCUUAAGCUUACAGUUGUUUCUCCGAUUACAGACUUCACUUCUCCAGUCUGUGAGAUUGUUAGCGUAAAUGCUAACUGCUCUGGCAACUGUAGCCUGUCAUCCUGGGAGCUCUCAGCCAACCUCACCGAUGGAAAUGGGACAGGUAUCAUGUCCCUGAUUCUGCGUCAGGGCCUUGGAACCCUCAACACUACAACCACAAUCGGAGGAGAAGGUGUAAACGUCACUCUAGCAUCCUACAGUGCCUCUUGUUGUUCUGAAGUAAUGGAACUGGUUGCUGUAGAUGGAGCUGGCAAUGUUGGCACAUGCUUAAAGUCAAUAACAUCUGCUGUUACCACCACAUCCAACACCUUCAUGUCUACCACUUCUACAACAAACAGCAUGACUACAGCUACAGCUACAACUACAGCUACGACAACAGUAACGAUGACUUCCACUCCCUCCACUAAUGCCACACCCGACAGUGAUGGAUGCCCUUUUGAUCCACCUAUCAGUUUUUGGCUUAGUGUAGGAGCCUUUCUGCUUUUCCAUGUGUUAUGCUUCUAACCUUUUUAUACUACAUGCAUUCACACU